UGUAUGCGCACGUCAAUAAUGAAACAGCAAUCCCUUCUUCGGAGUAAUUAAUAUCGUCGCGGAGGGAAAAUAGACCGAAAUUUUGGGAUUGUUCAGUAGUCAAAUGAAAGUCACCCUGGAGACAGUCGUGGAGAAUGUGCUUUAAACCCCCUCCUGAAGAUGCUUGUCAGCUAAAAAUGGGUGGUGCUUGUGUUGGUAGAAAUUUUUUGACAGGUGAGUGUAGGGAUUUAAAAUAAUCUGGAGAUGGAGUGCAGUGAGAAAAUUCUGUGUGGCACGGGAGAGCUGGAGCUGGAUCCCAAUAUCGUCAGUGAGGAGGCAGGAAAACUGUAUUCAGAGCUGCAGACUGUUGUUGAGACCCACGGUGAAGGAGUGGUGGAGUCCCUGGUGCCCACGUUGGUGUGGGUCCUGGAGGGCCUGGCCUCCUGCAAAUUCCAGCUGAGAGAAAAAGAAGAGGAGGCUGAAAGCGAGAAAGCUGAGCGAGAACAGCUGCUGGAGAGAUACCAAGCAGAGAAAGCUCUCCGGAAAGAAAGUCAAGAGCGGUAUCUGGAGUUGGAUGACCAAAUCGAACAAGAGCGGAGAGCCAUUAAGGGGAGAGAGAAGGAGCGAGAACGCAGAGAGAGAGAACUGGAGAGGAAAGCCCGAGAACAGGCUGAUCAGUUGGUGGCCUUGGAGGAGCAAAAAGCCAAUCUGAGUAGAGAGCUGAGUACACUGAGGCACACUCACAACAAGCUGAGCCACUCACACCGGGAACUUCUAGAGAAGAGGAAGGACUCUGAACGGGAGUCUCUUUUAAGGAAUCAUGUGCGUUUCAGGAAUGCCGACUUUCGGUCUCAAGUCUCGUCCGAAUCCAAAUUCAACGAAAAGAAUAUUCAGCGACCACAUUCCAAUUCCGGUCCUCCGCGUUUUGAAGAUCUUGCAAUCAAGGAAGAAAAAGUGAACGAUAUUAAUGAGAACUGUGCUGUGGAUGCGUUUGUCUCCGACAUCAUCAGCUCCACACCUGAGCUGAUUCAGUUUCAUGACCAUGUAAAAGAGAGCACUCCUAUUAAAACGAGUACUGAUGCACCUCUAAAAGAGCUGGAGAGCAGCUUGGAGGAGGAACGGAAGAAGGUGGAGGAGCUGAAAGUGGAAGAGAAGAAGGAAGGGGAGGUGGAGAAAAAGGACCAGGAGGAGGACAAGGAGGUGGAUGAAGAUGACAGCAUGGAGUGGGAUCUCCGGAAUACAGACUCAGUUUUCUCUGAGCUGUCAGAACUGAGUCGGGAUUAUGUGGAGAGUGUUGACCAAGGGGCCAACGUUCGAGGUGGUACCGACCAGUUUGAGGAGAUUCUCGCUCAGUUUGAGGAUCUGAAAGUUGCCCAUGAAUCAGUUGAAGCUGCUCGUAAAGCGCUGAUAUCUCGAGUCGUCGAGCUGACCGACGAUCGCGCUGCCCUCACCCUGGAAGUGGCGACUCUUCAGGAAACCGUGGAGAGACUAGAGGGACGGCUGAAGGAGAGAGACGAGGAGAUCAAGAGAGUGCGGAAAGAACUGGAAUCGUGUCAGUCUGAAGAUCCUGAUGCCUCUCUGUCAACAUCCAUGCGUCACUUUUCCCGUUCUGAAAUGGCCCGUGUGGUCAUGGAGAAGAAUCAGUACAAACAGCGUCUGUUUGAGCUGCAGGAGGCCGUCAGACACAGUCAGACUCUCAGAGCAACAAAAGGGGAGAAGUUUACAGAAGAAAAACAAUCAAGUGUUUGGAGAAAAUUCAACCGCUUGUUUGGUCUCACCAAGGUGCCACUGGUCCCACCUUCAGCGUCCGCAUUGGUGCAGCAAACCUCCCCAGCGUUUAACCGCCCUCCUCUAGGGACUCCACAGCCACCGCUCAUCAGCCAAACACAGAGCGAUUUUCUUCACAGAUCCCCUUCUUCAACCGUUAUUUCACCACGACUCAGAAGGAAGGAGCUCUACAGAGAAAUCCGCUCUCAGAUCUGGGGGAUUCUGGGAAAGCGUCAGAUCCAUGGCUGGAGUGUGUCGCUGGCGAGCACACAGGAGGCCAGUGAACCCAUACCAGAACCUAAAGAUGUUCCUGUGUUGGUUCAGCUCAGACUGUUGGAUCAGAGAGACUCCACCGCUAAGAUCAACUGUGCUGCAGCAGUCCCUCCUGAGACGUCAGGAGAAGCCUCGUGUUCUGUAUGGGUCAUCUCUGGUCCCGCCUCCUGCAGUGACAUCACAGUGAUCGAUCCGGCUAGGUCUAACACCGUGCUGGACCAGUUCAGUCUUCCCCCCACAGCCCCCGCCCUCUGUAUGUGUGCUGUUCCUCCUAUAGAUAACUCCUCAGGGACGGUGUGGAUCGGAACGCAGGAAGGAAGUAUUCUUAUACACUCGGCCUCUGCGAACAGGAGGUGCUGUCUGCAGUCAGCAUGUCUCUCAGAGGGAGUUCAUUCACUCAUGUAUUCCAACGGUGGGGUCGUUGCUGGUUUAGGGGAUGGGACUUUAGCUUUUUUCUCACACACUUCAGAUGGCUGGAACUUGCAGUCACAUACUGUGAUGGCCCUUGGAGCAAACCCUCUGCAGCCCGUCCGCUGUUGCCUUGCAAAAAGUGGCCGUUUGUGGGUGGGGUACUGGAACAAAGUCCACGUGGUUGACAUGGAGAGCAGGAAGGUCGAGCAAAUAUUCUCUGUGUCGGAGCGCAGUGAGCAGCAGGUUCGCUUCCUGUGUGCGGCAGGAAGUGGCGUUUGGGCGUCGUGUCGUCUUGACCCAGUCAUCAGGCUGUUUGACUGGUCCACUGGACGGCCGCUGCAAGAAGUCGAUCUGACUUCUUUAGUCACAAAAACAUUAGGCCAGCCCUUCCUGUCGCUCUCGCCUCUUCAGAUCUCCUGUCUUACCAUCAUCUCUGGCCGUCUGUGGGUGGGAACAGGAGGUGGAGCCAUUUUCUCCAUCCCCCUGUCUAUUACCUCUGAGGAUAUUUCCAUCCCGUAUUGCUCUACUGCAUCAACCCAGCUGUCGUAUCACGGACACAGACAAGCCGUCAGAUUCAUCAUCGCCGCACCUGGUUGUUUGAUCACCUCUCCUGGAAGCAGCCAAGUCACUCCAGCCCAGCUCAUCCUCAGCGGAGGAGAGGGUUACAUCAACUUCCGAAUCGGAGACGACGGAAGUGACGAAUCGAUCGAGGUGUCCCAAGCGUCGCCGCAGCGAUCUGAGAGGAGUCACUUGAUCAUCUGGCAGACUCCCUCUGUGCCCAGCCCCGCUCUCUGAUGUUGAUCUUCUCCCAGUUCAGACUGGGAAAUGAUGUGAGCUGACUGGAAUAGGCCAGCUUCUCAGUGUGGCAGCAUUGAAAGAAUCAGUUAUUUGAUUUUUUUUCUAUUUAAAACUUGUUUACCUCGCUUGAUUUUCUGGAUUCUUUACGAUUGAUGACACUUUUCUGUUUUCCUUCAUCUGAUUUUUAUAUCGAGGCUUCAUUAUUGGUCAGUCAACCUUUCAAGCCAUCUGGUCAGCAUUUUUACUGAUUAUUUUCAUCUCGUUGAUCAUAUUUUUCCACAUUUUGUUCUACAACUUAGAGAGAGCAACCAAACUUCUCUGAUCAUAAAGUCAAACCUAGUUUGGCUUUUCCUGAAGCUUUAACAACAAACUGGACACGGUUUUGUGUUUUUCUUAAAGACAAUCAGACAAGUUAUCAUCCCUCGAUGCUGUAUAUAAACUGGAGAAGCUUCGGCCAUAAGUAUUAACUCGGUCUUGAGCCGUUUGUCUCAGGUGGAGUAAAUGCAAAGACCUGCACAUUACCUAAGUGUCUGAUAUCACAUCUCUUAAAUCUCUUGAAAAGAUUAUUUAUAUUCUCCACUUCUUGCUUGAUGUUUACAUAAAACACCUAAUGAAUGUGGCUUAAAUUCAAAGUUGAUUUGUAAAAUAAGGGAUUGAUGUGUUCUCUGAAGUAUUUGUGUGCAAAAAAAUGUUUGUGCAAACAUUCUGAUAUCACCAAAGUGCCUUUUUUGUCCUUGAACACUCAGCUUCGGGUGCUGAAUAAAUGUGUGGCAAAUGUAAUAA
Messenger RNA from Nothobranchius furzeri (turquoise killifish), 4011 nucleotides. RefSeq names its product C-Jun-amino-terminal kinase-interacting protein 4. Gene Ontology annotation, cellular component: cytoplasm. The record is from RefSeq and is a predicted model, not a curated record. Gene Ontology annotation, biological process: vesicle-mediated transport. NCBI's taxonomy places the organism in Eukaryota, Metazoa, Chordata, Actinopteri, Cyprinodontiformes, Nothobranchiidae. Gene Ontology annotation, molecular function: signaling receptor complex adaptor activity; JUN kinase binding; kinesin binding.